Cyanidioschyzon merolae strain 10D is the source of this 2163-nucleotide messenger RNA. Its product is annotated as valosin-containing protein. Gene Ontology annotation, cellular component: nucleus. Gene Ontology annotation, biological process: ribosome biogenesis. Gene Ontology annotation, molecular function: ATP binding; ATP hydrolysis activity; RNA binding. The record is from RefSeq and is a predicted model, not a curated record. The coding region runs from base 1 to 2163 and encodes 720 amino acids. The transcript has a single exon. Lineage: Eukaryota; Rhodophyta; Bangiophyceae; Cyanidiales; Cyanidiaceae.
AUGCCGUCGCAAACUUUAAGGCACUGGAGCGGGCGUGCCGACAGUCCAGAGUUUUUGAGUUUUGUCAGACAAUUGGUAGAAGAUCAAGGCGAAGUUGAGAAAACAAGUUUAGAUCAGCUCGUAACCGAGAUUUCCAAGGUCUUUGUUGGUUUCUCACGUCUGCCUACCCGGGCAAAGUUCCAGGCAGCCGCGAAAGCUCUUACGCUCGUGCAAAGUGUCGAACAGAACGUGAACACGGAGGUUUAUCGUGCCGCAGGUUGCGCUCGCCUACCUUCCAAAGUUGGAUCGCGGAUCCCUGAUGGUAACCACUUCGUCACUUCCGUUCAGGAGAGUUCCCGUGAGACGACAGCAUCAGUAAAAAGGCACCGACAAGUAGACCCCAACAUGCCCCAUACGCCGCCGAGGGCGCCCUUAAGUCGGAGUUCUUUUUUAACUGCCCGCCCGAAACAACGAUAUGAAGACAUCGGAGGUAUCGAAAGCAUACUGAGUCAUAUUCGUGAGCUUGUAGAAUGGCCGCUUCGGUACACAGAGCUCUACAAACAUCUCGGAGUUGAUCCACCUCGAGGUGUGCUGCUUCACGGGCCCCCUGGCUGCGGUAAAACUCUCCUUGCCAAUGCAAUUGCCGGCGAGCUCGGUGUUCCGUUCUUGCGAUUGUCGGCGCCAGAACUUAUUGCGGGAAUCUCGGGAGAAUCAGAGCAACGUGUCCGUUCCUUAUUUGACGAGGCGAAGUCGUUGGCGCCUUCACUUAUCUUUAUUGAUGAAAUCGAUGCAGUCACAUCAAGAAGAGAGACUUCCAGCAGAGAGAUGCAAAAUCGUGUUAUCGCCCAGCUUCUUUCGUGUUUGGAUUCUAUAUCUUUGCAGGAGACUGGCGACCGGUUGGUGAUCGUUAUCGGCGCAACAAACAGAGCUGAAGCACUAGACCCCGCUCUUCGACGCGCAGGACGAUUUGACCGAGAAAUUGAAAUAGGGGCCCCUGAUGAGGAAGCACGUGAAAAAAUACUGCGGAAUGUAACCAGGAGAAUGCUUCUCUCCGAAGAUUUCAACUUCAGAACGAUUGCGCGCCGUACCGCCGGAUACGUGGGUGCGGACCUCGCAGCACUGGCCACAGAAGCGGCGUCGACGGCGAUAAGACGUAUCGGAAAUGACCUAUUGCCGACUGAUACCACAGUGAACGGCGCCGCCUCCGUGGAUUUUGCCAAUAUAAGCAUGUUGCGUAUAACAAUCGAUGAUUUCCUUGUUGCCAUCGGAAAAGUUCAGCCCUCGGCGUUGCGUGAGGGAUUCGCCACCGUGCCAGACGUUUCCUGGGAGGAUAUAGGAGCUCUGGAUGACAUCAGAGAGGAGCUCGAGAUGGCUGUGAUUGAGCCGCUUCGAGAACCGGAAAAGUUCGCGAGGUUCGGAAUCGGAAUCUCUGCUGGUGUGCUUCUGUAUGGCCCGCCUGGGUGCGGGAAAACUUUGUUAGCCAAAGCAGUUGCAAAUGAAAGCGGCGCCAACUUUAUCUCCGUCAAAGGUCCGGAGCUUCUCGACAAGUACGUCGGUGAGAGUGAGCGCGCCGUCCGUCGACUUUUUCAGCGAGCCCGCUCCAGCGCACCAUGCGUGAUCUUUUUCGACGAAUUGGAUGCACUCGCGCCGCGAAGAGCAUUCGGUAGCUUCGGUGCUUCAGCGAGCGCCGAUAACGAUGCCGGGGGAAGCAACGCUAGUGAAAGGCUAGUGAACCAGCUACUCACGGAGCUAGACGGCAUGAAUCCCCGCCGACAAGUUUUCGUCAUUGCGGCAACGAAUCGGCCGGACUUAAUCGACGCGGCGAUGCUCCGACCUGGACGUUUCGACAAACUUCUUUACGUUCCACUGCCAGACGAAACUGGAAGACAUGCGAUCCUGCAAACUGGCCUUCGGGGAAUGCCCCUGGACUCCCGCGUGGACCUGAGAGCGGUUUCUGGUGCAACGAAAGGAUUCUCCGGCGCAGACAUUGCUGCACUCAUUCGAGAAGCGGCUGUACGUGCACUGCGUUCUGAGGCGCCGGCGAUCGGCGCUGAGCAUUUUCGCAAGGCUCUCGAAAAUAUAUUUCCGUCAGUGAGUCCCGGAGACGCCGCCCGUUACGAUUCUAUGAGGCAAAAUUUACGCAGAGCAAGAGGGCACGUGAACGAAAAUAUUUUCACGAUAUGA